AAUCACUGAAGGAGGGAGUCAAUGAUGAAAGAGUAGAAAAGGGUUUACAGAGAAGACUUGCAUCACAACUGCAGAGGGAACCGCAGAGCUUUCUACAGAUGUUUGCAGUCUACUGACUAACACUUUUCUCUUUAAAUCUAUCUUCAGCUUCAGAGCAGAUAUGUCUAUCAUCACUAUUGUGGCGCUCCUGGUGUUCCUAAUGAUCCCUCAGGGUUUUCUGGGGGAUCAUGGAGUGAACCAGCGAUGUCGAUGCAUCAACAAGGAGAAAAAACCCAUUGGACGUUACAUAGGAAAGGUGGAGGUGCACCUUGCCAGCUCCCACUGCAAAGAUAUUGAAAUUAUUGCCACUCUUAAAAAGGAUGGGCAAAAGAUUUGUCUGGACCCUGAUGCUCCUUGGAUCCAAAAAGUGCUUCUGAGGAAACAGGCUCAAAGACCAACACCUUGAACUACAAACCUUCACAGAAUUAGCUCGGAUGGAAACAAGGACCUUUUAGAGUCACCACUGAAGUUCAAAGUGGAAGCAUGGAUUGCAGUGAUGGAGCACAAAGAUCACAUUUUUCUUGAUGGGAAAGAUUAAGCUGUGACGCUCAAUAGGUUUCCUGUGUGCCAACGAGAAAUAUAUGGCAAUAUACACGUGUGUGUAUAUAUAUAUAAAAA
Molecule: messenger RNA, 657 nt
Organism: Perca flavescens (yellow perch)
Lineage: Eukaryota; Metazoa; Chordata; Actinopteri; Perciformes; Percidae
Product: interleukin-8
Exons: 4
Coding region: 161-445 (94 amino acids)
Biological process (GO): immune response; defense response; chemotaxis
Cellular component (GO): extracellular region
Molecular function (GO): chemokine activity
Source: RefSeq, a predicted model, not a curated record